AGGUGACCGAAGGAGGACAGACUCGACAACCAGUGGACGAAGACACAGAGCACCGGCGGUAACCGAGAACGUCCAGUAUUUUUCGGAAGCGGAAGAGGACGCCGAGAGAGCAAGGAGAAAGGCAAAGACCGCCGAGAAUGAGAAGGUCGAAUAAAAGGAAAGAAGCAAGAGGCAAGGAAUGGAGGACAGAUGAAAAGCGAACGCCAUCUCCGACUAUUUCAGCUCGAGAAAAGCCGCCUCCCAGAGUGCUUAAUGCCUUCCUCCCAGUGGACAGCGAGGAAACGAAAAACACCCACACACACUUGAAAGCAAAACUGCUUGUCCGAUCUGCACUUCCUCCUCUUCAGGUGUACAUACACCUGGCUCUGAGAGCACGAAUUUUCUCGAUGAAAGAUGGAUGUCCAAGAGUAUCUGUGUCGUCUCGUCUGCCCCAGUGCUUUUGUCUCGCUGGAGACAUCCCCAAGGAAGACACUUUCGUCGCUCUUUCUUCUUCUACGCCAUGAGCCGCGGUGAAGGGCCUUCAUUUUCUCCCCUGCAAAUAGCUUCUUUAUUCGCUAGUCUCCGUCGGAGAGGUGAACGUCGCCUCUAGCUACGGUCCGCAGCGCGUUUCGCCGCUUGUGACUCUAUUGAUUCACUUUCCUUACUCUAUUUUCUACCUUCUUCACCCUUUGAAUACUCUAGCAGAAAGCAACAUCUGUAAAGUACGCGAAUGCCUGCAUCGUCCAGAAGUGACGCGGCGCGUCGGUAGAAGGCGGCCUCGUCAGCUGCACAUCCAUAAAAGCGCCUUCGUCAGUCUGCCGCUCUUCGAAGAGCGCUUGUCUCGCAUGCGCUUCUUCGUUGACGAAAACGUAUCGAAGGCACGUUGACGCGGUUCCUUCUGUCUUGACUUGGGGGGAGCGCGCGUUUCGCUCGAAGGUCUCCGUCUAUACGCCGAUCGGCGAGGCGCCUGGAAUUCGAGUUUUGUGUGGGGGCAGCGCGGGUGCAUGCUGGGAUUUUGCGGAGAAACGGGGAACCGGAUCAUCCGAGGAAUUUGCGUUCGUUUCCGCGUCGGCGGCCCCGCAAAUCGCUUUUCCUUCCCCGUUGCUGAGACACACAACCUCUCUUUCGUUUCUCUUGUCGCGUGUACAGUCCUGCUCGGGCGCACUGUCUCUCCUUGUGUACCUACACCACCCGAGAGGUUCGCGUUUUUUCCAGUCUCUGUCCUCCGUUUUUUGCGAAUUUCGCCGAGCGAAAAUGGGGCGCCGUCCUGCGCGAUGCUACCGGUACUGCAAGAACAAGCCGUACCCUAAAUCUCGUUUCUGUCGCGGAGUCCCCGACGCGAAAAUCCGAAUCUACGAUGCAGGUCGCAAGAGGGCAGACGUCGACGAGUUCCCGGGGGUCGCCCACCUCGUCUCCGACGAGUACGAACAGAUUUCUUCUGAGGCGCUCGAGGCGGCCCGCGUUUGCGCGAACAAGUACAUGAUCAAGAACUGCGGUAAAGACAACUUCCACCUCCGCAUUCGCGUCCACCCCUUCCACGUUCUCCGCAUCAAUAAAAUGCUUUCUUGCGCCGGUGCUGAUAGACUUCAGACCGGUAUGCGUGGUGCGUUCGGAAAGCCGAUGGGUCUCGUCGCUCGCGUUGACAUUGGCCAGAUCUUGAUGUCCAUCCGGACGCGAGAGUCGAACGUCGCGACCGCCGUGACGGCGCUGCGUCGCGCUGCGUUCAAGUUCCCGGGGCGCCAAAAGGUCUUCGUCUCCAACAAGUGGGGAUUCACAAAGUUCACGAAAGUCGAGUACAAGAAAUGGCAAGCUGAGGGCCGGAUCGUCUCCGACGGCGUCGGCGCCAAGUGGAUCUCCACCAAGGGUCCGCUGGCAAACACCUUCCCGAGCGCUGCAGACAUCACGCUGCCCGUCGCCUAACGGAGGGGCGCGUGCGAAACAGCGAUGCGCCUCCGCGCUGCGAACUCUGCGGUGUAUGUACACCCGAGCUGCGGCCGCGGCGAGCUGGCCUGGGGGUACGCAGACCUCCCCGCGGGGGCGACGCGGUUUCCGACAGUGAGUGAGGGGAAGUCUCUGUGAACAUGCUGUGUGUCGGAACGGAGUGACUCUCAAACGCGACAGCAGAACAUGAAAACGCGACUGGAAGCGGAGUCUUUCUUCUCUCGGCUGAAACAGGCUUCUGAUGCCUCUUGACUCGCGCCGCGCCUUCUUUUCUGCCCGCCAAACGAGGAAAACCACACACAGAGUUCACACCUCUGCAGGGC
Toxoplasma gondii ME49 is the source of this 2243-nucleotide messenger RNA. It is a transcript of the gene RPL10, whose product is annotated as ribosomal protein RPL10. Gene Ontology annotation, molecular function: structural constituent of ribosome. Gene Ontology annotation, cellular component: ribosome; cytosolic large ribosomal subunit. Lineage: Eukaryota; Apicomplexa; Conoidasida; Eucoccidiorida; Sarcocystidae. The record is from RefSeq and is a predicted model, not a curated record. The coding region runs from base 1234 to 1899 and encodes 221 amino acids. The transcript has 4 exons. Gene Ontology annotation, biological process: translation; ribosomal large subunit assembly.